UGUGUCUGUCAAUUCACCACACCCGUCACAUCCAUCACAUCCGUCACAUUCACAUCCAUCACACCGAUCCCGUCCUGGAGCAACAUGGCCUGGGCCCGUCUUCCAUCAGCACCGCACAUGCCGCUCCCCACACGCACCGCCCGCACCGCCCGCACGUUGCCUGCCGCACAUGCGCACGCCUUGGUGCGGGCCUUGGUCUGGGCCAUGUUUCCCCCCCCCACGUUCCUGGCCAGGACCCGAGGCUGGGGCCGCUCGCCAGAGACGGUGUCAGCGCCAUUCCAAAGAACCGAUCCGCCCUGGAGCAUGGCUUCUGUUUGCCGCUGCUGGCGGCGGCUGCGUGGUGCGGUGGAGCAGGCCUCCAGGCGAUGGCGAAUCAUGCCGCAUGUCGCCGUCGCGUGUCGGGCGGAUCUGGCUCUGGGUCAUGGCACGCCAUGAUGGCAUGCAUGGCGCGGCUCCUGGUGCGGCUCCUGGUGCGGCGAGAUCCGGGAGCCAUGUUGCUGACGCCGUCUUCGCCGCCGCCGGAUCCACCGGAUUUCGGGCCUGCACGAGAGCAGCAGCGAUAACCAGCGCUGCAGCCAGGCUCGCACUGGUGGACCAGGCAAGUCAUGGCCCAUCUGUGCUCCGCUCCACCCAGAUAAGUGGAAUCCAAUCCAUUCGCUCUGCCUCUCUCUUCCGACUGUUGUCUCGUUUGGACAAAGCUGUGUAUUUGGGCUACGCAGAUACAUCAUUUUGCUGGUUGAUUACUAUCGAGAGAACAAACUGGGAGGGGGUGGGGAGAGUGCAAGGGGGAUGCAGAAAGUCUGCCGGGGGUUGGCCAGGGCCGUUUGCGGCAAUGUGAAGCGAGAGGGAAGCCCGCAAAGAGGAAGAGGGAGGAAACAUGGAGCGGUGGCAAAGUCACAAGACUGCCAAACUCCGAUGGGUCCCCUUCCCUUCCUCCUUCCCCACUAUUCAUG
Molecule: messenger RNA, 953 nt
Organism: Polychytrium aggregatum
Lineage: Eukaryota; Fungi; Chytridiomycota; Chytridiomycetes; Polychytriales
Exons: 1
Coding region: 170-838 (222 amino acids)
Source: RefSeq, a predicted model, not a curated record